AUGAAGGGGUUAAUUCUAGUUGGUGGUUAUGGUACCAGGUUGAGGCCUUUGACGUUGACAGUUCCUAAGCCUUUGGUUGAAUUUGGUAAUAGGCCUAUGAUUUUGCACCAAAUUGAGGCAUUGGCAGCAGCAGGUGUUACUGAUAUUGUAUUGGCGGUAAAUUAUAGACCAGAGGUGAUGGUGGAAACGUUGAAGAAGUAUGAAAGGGAAUAUGGGGUUUCUAUUACUUUUUCUGUGGAGGCAGAGCCUCUUGGUACAGCAGGUCCGUUAAAGUUGGCGGAAAAAGUUUUGAAAAAGGACAAGUCUCCCUUUUUUGUUCUAAACUCAGAUGUUAUCUGUGAUUAUCCAUUUAAGGAAUUGGCAAUUUUCCAUAAGGCACACGGUGGUAAAGGUACGAUUGUUGCCACAAAGGUUGAUGAGCCUUCCAAGUAUGGUGUUAUUGUUCACGAUAUUGCUACACCCAAUCUGAUUGAUAGGUUUGUGGAGAAGCCAGUUGAAUUCGUUGGUAACAGAAUUAAUGCUGGGUUGUAUAUUUUGAAUCCUGAAGUCAUUGAUUUAAUUGAAAUGAGACCAACCUCUAUUGAGAAGGAGACUUUCCCUAUCUUGGUGGAGCAGAAAUCCUUGUACUCCUUUGAUUUGGAGGGUUAUUGGAUGGAUGUCGGUCAGCCAAAGGAUUUCUUAGCCGGCACAGUCUUGUACUUGAGCUCCUUAGCAAAGAGAGAUUCUAAACAACUAGCCAAGGGUGACAAUAUUGUUGGCAAUGUUAUGAUUGACCCAUCCGCCAGCAUCUCUUCUACAGCUAAGAUCGGUCCUGAUGUUGUAGUUGGUCCCAAUGUCAUUAUUGGUGAUGGUGUUAGAAUUGCUAGGUCUGUCGUUUUGUCAGACUCUACCAUCAAGGACCAUUCUUUGGUGAAGUCCACAAUUGUUGGCUGGAAUUCUACUGUAGGUAAAUGGUGUCGUCUAGAAGGUGUUUCAGUUUUGGGUGAUGAUGUGGAAGUUAAGGAUGAAAUCUACGUUAACGGUGGUAAAGUCUUACCACAUAAAUCUAUUUCCGCUAAUGUUCCAAAGGAAGCCAUUAUUAUGUGA
Molecule: messenger RNA, 1086 nt
Organism: Eremothecium cymbalariae DBVPG#7215
Lineage: Eukaryota; Fungi; Ascomycota; Saccharomycetes; Saccharomycetales; Saccharomycetaceae
Gene: PSA1
Product: mannose-1-phosphate guanylyltransferase
Exons: 1
Coding region: 1-1086 (361 amino acids)
Biological process (GO): cell wall mannoprotein biosynthetic process; GDP-mannose biosynthetic process
Cellular component (GO): cytoplasm
Molecular function (GO): GTP binding; mannose-1-phosphate guanylyltransferase (GTP) activity
Source: RefSeq, a predicted model, not a curated record